AUGGGAGGUGGUGGUUUGAUUCGUGACAUGAAUGGAACUUAUUUGGUGGGCUUCAUGAGUUAUGCUUGUGGGGUUAACCCAUUCUUAGCAGAAGCUUUGGCACUACGUCAGGGUGUGUGUAUAGCGUGGAUUCGCGGUUUCAGGCAGGUGCUUUGUGAGGUAGAUUGUGCUGAGCUAGCGCCAGUUCUUGAGGAUGGUGAGGGCCUGAGAUUCCAUGUAGAGAGGUGGAUUCUUAAAGACAUGCUUGGUAGAAGUUGGAGGGUUAGCCUCGCUUGGAUCCACAGGGAGGGGAAUGAUGUUGCAGAUUGGCUUGCCAGAGGGGGCUCAUUCGCCUAUGUCUAG
Molecule: messenger RNA, 342 nt
Organism: Lotus japonicus
Lineage: Eukaryota; Viridiplantae; Streptophyta; Magnoliopsida; Fabales; Fabaceae
Exons: 1
Coding region: 1-342 (113 amino acids)
Molecular function (GO): RNA-DNA hybrid ribonuclease activity; nucleic acid binding
Source: RefSeq, a predicted model, not a curated record